Molecule: messenger RNA, 661 nt
Organism: Nymphaea colorata (pocket water lily)
Lineage: Eukaryota; Viridiplantae; Streptophyta; Magnoliopsida; Nymphaeales; Nymphaeaceae
Product: transcription factor MYB117-like
Exons: 2
Coding region: 15-491 (158 amino acids)
Source: RefSeq, a predicted model, not a curated record
UGAGGUCGUCAAGGAUGGACGAGGCAACUUCAGUCACUACCGGCACCGGCACCACCGCCACUACCAACUUAGAGGAGGCAAAGGCACGUCGCCGCGGCCACUGGAGGCCAGGAGAGGACGAAAAGCUCAGACAGCUCGUGGAGCAAUACGGCCCUCAGAAUUGGAAUUCCAUCGCAGAGAAACUCCAAGGUCGCUCAGAUAAAAGCUGCAGGUUCAGGUGGUUUAAUCAUUUAGACCAUAGGCUUAACAGGAGGCCCUUUUCAGAGGAGGAGGAAGACAAUGCCCGCCUCUUUGGGAAGAGGAGGUAUCACAACUUCAUCCGCAGCAGCACUGGGGACAUCACCAUGAGCAACUUCCUAACCAAGCCUUCCACAGACGAAGAGGCUGCUGAUCUGAGCAGCAAUGGAGUGACAACCAUGAAUGAACUGAGUCGCUAUGGGGAGAGCUCUGCUGGUCCGCAAAAAGUUCAGGGUUAUCAACAGCCACAGUGAGGAACCAGAGGAGUCCUGCACCAUGAUUAAGAAUGUUGGAUUCAUAGACUUUCUUGGUGUUGGGACUUAAUUUUGCUUCUUUCCAAGAGUUGUAGUUCUUCUCUUUUUUGAAGCAAUGCCAAGUCUUUCUCUAUCUCUUGAGCUUUUUUAAUCUUUUUUUUAGUCCCUUU